This is a messenger RNA of Vicia faba (fava bean), 1152 nucleotides long. NCBI's taxonomy places the organism in Eukaryota, Viridiplantae, Streptophyta, Magnoliopsida, Fabales, Fabaceae. The record is from the annotation of a GenBank genome assembly.
AUGGAGUGGAGUACGUUGGAAUAUCUACAUCUACACCAUAUAAGGCGCGGGGUUAGGCCUUCGCAGCCUCCAACUGCUUCCUUUCAUCCUCAUCAAGCUCUUGUUAUUGUUGCCAUUGGAACCUACAUCGUCGAAUUUGAUGCAUUAACUAGAGGCAAGAUUUCUGCUCUUGACAUUAGUGCGCCUGUUGAUUCUACAAUAAGAUCUUGUGAUUUUGACUUGGAGCAAACUUGUGUACUGCAUUCACCUGAGAAAAAGACUGAGCAAAUUUCUUCUGAUACAAAAGUUCAUAUGGAUUUAUCCCCACUUCAACCUAUUGUGUUUUUUGGGUUCCCUAAGAGAACGAGUGUGAUAGUUGUUAGAACUGUUGAAGGCGGUCGGGCACCUACCAUAAUCAAGCCAGAAUUGAAGAAGGCUAUCAUAAAUCUUGCUUGUCAUCCUCACCUUCCUGUACUGUAUGUUGCUUAUGCAGAAGGUUUGGUUCGGGCAUAUAACAUUCAUACCUAUGUUGUUCAUUACACACUUAAACUUGACAAUACAAUUAAGCUUAUUGGGGCUGGUGCAUUUGCAUUUCAUCCAACUCUGGAGUGGGUUUUUGUUGGGGAUCGGAAGGGUACACUUCUGGCAUGGGAUGUAUCAACAGAGAGACCAAGUAUGAUUGGAAUAAAACAAGUUGGCUCACAACCAAUUAAAUCAGUUUCCUUUCUCCCCAUGUUGCAUUUACUUGUGACUCUAUCUAAGGAUGUAAAUCUACACGUUUGGGAAGCACGUGUUACAAUUAAUCCUAAUAGACCUGCUACGCAGGCUAACAUUUUUGAGCCUACAACAAUUGAAUCAAUUGAUAUCCCUCGCAUCCUUUCUCAACAGGGUGGAGAAGCAGUUUAUCCAUUGCCACUAAUUAAAGCUUUAGAAUUUCAUCCAAAAUUGAAUUUAGCUGCACUAGUAUUUACAAAUAUGACAAGUGAAGACACUUCAAAAAAUAAAGCCUCAUACAGUAAAGAAGGGAGAAAGCAACUUUUUAUAGUUUUACAAAGUGCAUGGGGAUCUUCAGCAUCUGUUAUAAAGGAAAAAAUUUCAGCCUUGGGAGCACCUGGAGUGUUAGCAGAACAUCAGCUUCAAGCUCAACUACAAGAGCAUCAUCUGAAAGGCUAG